Molecule: messenger RNA, 1204 nt
Organism: Nicotiana tabacum (common tobacco)
Lineage: Eukaryota; Viridiplantae; Streptophyta; Magnoliopsida; Solanales; Solanaceae
Source: RefSeq, a predicted model, not a curated record
CAACUCCUCUCCCAGUUUGAUGAACUUGCUGAUGGGGGUAAAAGUGUUGCAGCAAGCAAUCAUUGAUUUGCUGUUGGAUAUUAUGGUCGAAUGUUGCCAACCUUCAGAAGGAAGUUCUAGUAGUGAGUCAUCUGAAGUGAAGCCUAAAGCUUCUCCAGAUGGCAAUGGAGCAGCUAGUCAAUUGGAGUCUGAUAGAGGUAAUGGUGCAAAAGAACCUUUGCAACUUUAUGCCCAUGAUAGACUGGAUACAGUGACGGAGGAGAGCAUGGAUUCAUCUGCUGUCCAAAGCUCGGAUAUUGAUGGGAUUAAUGCACCUGAAAAGGCUUUCUCUGGGCAGCCUAUAUAUCCACCAGAAACAUCUGCUGGUGGCUCCUCUGAAAAUCCUUCCCUUCGUACUAAGACCAAAUGGCCAGAGCAGUCUGAGGAGCUUCUGGGAUUGAUAGUAAACUCCCUAAGAGCACUAGAUGGAGCUGUUCCACAAGGUUGUCCUGAGCCAAGGAGGAGGCCGCAGUCUGCCCAAAAGAUAGCCCUUGUAUUGGAUAAAGCUCCAAAGCAUCUACAGCCGGACCUAGUUGCGUUGGUUCCAAAAUUGGUUGAGCAUUCAGAACAUCCACUUGCUGCUUAUGCUCUUCUAGGACGACUUGAGAAGCCAGAUGCUGAACCCGCAUUAAGGAUGCCAGUCUUUGGUGCCCUUGGCCAGUUGGAAUGUAGCAGUGAUGUGUGGGAACGUGUUCUUUUCCAGUCAUUUGAUCUUUUAGCAGAUUCCAUUGAUGAACCUCUUGCAGCAACUGUUGACUUCAUAUUCAAGGCUGCCCUUCAUUGUCUACAUCUUCCAGAAGCAGUCAGAGCCGUACGUGUCCGGCUAAAACAACUGGGCACUGAAGUCUCCCCAUGUGUUCUUGAUUAUUUGACCCGAACUGUAAAUAGCUGUGCAGAUGUUGCAGAAGCUAUUUUAAGAGAUAUUGAUUGCGACAAUGAUUCUGGUGACAAUUGCUCGGCUGUACCAUGUGGGAUUUUCUUAUUUGGUGAAAGUUGUCAUACUUCAGAAAGACCGCCUGAAGUAGAUGAGCAAGCUUUCCUUUCUACUCAUCAUUUUUCUGAUAUUUAUAUACUUAUUGACAUGUUAUCAAUUCCAUGUCUUGCCGUGGAAGCUUCCCAAACAUUUGAGAGAGCUGUAGCUCGAGGGGCCAUUGUGGCUCAGUCU